Molecule: messenger RNA, 11200 nt
Organism: Pantherophis guttatus
Lineage: Eukaryota; Metazoa; Chordata; Lepidosauria; Squamata; Colubridae
Gene: ZC3H12C
Product: zinc finger CCCH-type containing 12C
Cellular component (GO): nucleus; cytoplasmic ribonucleoprotein granule
Molecular function (GO): metal ion binding; mRNA binding; RNA endonuclease activity
Source: RefSeq, a predicted model, not a curated record
CCACCUCCCAGCGGCUGACUCGACUCCCUCGCCUUCGCGGCCCGCCUCUGCUUCUGCCCCUCCCGGCAGAUGGCCGCGAGGGGGAGGCGCCUGGACACUAAAGGCCGCCGCGGCCUCUCCGGGGCCGCUCCCAAGGCGGCGGGGACGGGCGUGAGGGAGGCCGGGUGCUUCCCUCACCGGGCCCGGAGCGGUCGGGGGGGCGGAGCCGGAGCGAGAGUCAAGGCGGGAGACCCUCGGAUAUUCCCCGGCGAAGAGGAGGCGGGACCGGGCUGCCUCGGCCUCCCGUGUAACGUUAUGCCUGUGCUCCCGCCCCUCUGCGGGGCAACCGGCCGGGUGUUUUGCAGGCCCGGCCUGGCGGGGAGGAGUCCUCGAGGUCGCGUUGCUGAGCUUCCCAGCCGCCGAAAGGCCGCGAGGUACCUCUGGCGAGAGAAGGAGGAGGAGGAGGAAGAGGGAGAAGGCAAGAAGGGACCCAGCCGCUUCGCUUUGAACCUAUGGAAGGACUACAGGAUACUUUGUACACAGAAAAACCAACAAAGUGGAGUCAACCACAUGCAGCAGCAGCUUCAUGGGCUUGAAGGAUCACUUGAAGCAUGACCUUGGGCACCUCUAUGAGGAUACAUCAGAGACUCAAAUAAGUGCAAUAGCACCUUGGUCAAUGAUAGAAAAGCCAACUAUGGAUAAAAUUAAUUCUAGAAAGGAGGAUCCUAAGAAAGAACUGUCUGAAGAAACCGGAACCUUCAGUUGUGAUUCUAAGAAAAAUACAAAUUCUGAUAAUGAAUUGGGAAAAGCAACUAAAAUUAGAACAGAACCAUGCUCCUUAUCUAAGGAUCACAGACAGACGUAUCCAUCUUUAGAACCACAUAUACUAAAGCGCAAUGAAAUUUUACAAGACAUUAAGUUAGAGGAAGUUCAGAUAGGAACUAAAGAAAUUAAAAAGCCUCCUGAUAUGGUGAAAGAAUAUCAAACCAAACUUGACUUUGCACUUAAGUUAGGUUACUCAGAAGAGCAAGUUCAACUUGUGCUGAAUAAACUUGGUACUGAUGCUUUAAUCAAUGAUAUAUUGGGGGAGCUGGUCAAACUUGGAAAUAAAACUGAGGCAGAUCAGAGUGUAAGUUCUAUUAACACUAGUGUAAUGCGAGAAGCAUCUUCUGUUGACUCUCAGAGAUCUGACUCUCCCCUUCAGGAGGAUGUGCUUGUGGAUGGUGACAACCUGAGACCAAUAGUUAUUGAUGGCAGCAAUGUGGCAAUGAGCCAUGGAAACAAAGAAGUAUUCUCUUGUCGUGGGAUAAAACUGGCCGUGGACUGGUUUUUGGAAAGAGGACACAAAGAUGUCACAGUGUUUGUCCCAGCAUGGAGAAAAGAACAGUCUCGACCAGAUGCACUCAUUACAGAUCAAGAAAUAUUGCGUAAAUUGGAAAAAGAGAAAAUUCUGGUGUUCACUCCAUCACGGCGAGUUCAAGGGAGAAGGGUGGUAUGCUAUGACGACAGAUUCAUAGUGAAGUUGGCUUUUGAGUCAGAUGGUAUAAUUGUAUCUAAUGAUAACUACAGGGAUCUAGCUAAUGAAAAGCCAGAAUGGAAGAAAUUUAUUGAUGAACGACUCCUGAUGUAUUCAUUUGUCAAUGACAAAUUCAUGCCUCCAGACGAUCCUCUCGGCCGACAUGGCCCAAGUCUGGAGAACUUUCUGAGGAAGAAACCUGUUGUACCAGAACAUAAGAAGCAACCCUGUCCAUAUGGGAAGAAAUGCACUUAUGGACACAAAUGCAAAUAUUACCACCCAGAAAGAGGAAAUCAACCUCAGAGAUCAGUAGCUGAUGAACUUCGUGCCAUGUCUAGGAGCACAGCUGCCAAAGCUGCUAGUGAAGGAGGGCUAGUGAAAAGCAACAGCGUUCCUUGUAGUACUAAGACAGAUAACACUACAGAUCUCAAGCGAACUACUCCAAAGAGGCAAUCGGAUCCUAGCAUAAGGACUCAAGUCUACCAAGACUUGGAAGAAAAGCUUCCCACCAAAAAUAAAUUGGGAACCAGGUCUGUACCUUCUUUAGUUAGUAUACCAAGUUCUGCUGCUGCAAAACCCCAAAGUACUGCACCUUUAACCAAUGGCCUUCCAUCUGGAGUUCAUUUCCCACCUCAGGAUCAAAGACCACAGGGACCGUAUUCUCCAGUAAUAAUGACAACCAAAAACCAUGGAACGCCAAUGCCUUAUGAGCAGUAUCCCAAAUGUGAUUCUCCUGUGGAUGUAGGUUAUUACUCUAUGCUCAGUGCAUAUUCAAACCUAAGUAUCUCUGGUCCCCGAAGUCCCGAACGACGUUUCUCUUUGGACACAGAUUACAGAAUUAGUUCGGUGGCUUCUGAUUGUAGUAGUGAAGGGAGUACGAGUUGCGGCAGUGGCGAUUCCUACAUGGGCUACAACGAUCGAUCCUAUGUGAGUUCUCCUGACCCUCAACUGGAAGAGAAUUUAAAAUGUCAACAUAUGCAUAGCCAUCUGAACUCACAAUCCUUCUUACAGAGUUACCAUGAUACGCUAACCAGAGUGCAGAGUUAUAGUCAUGAAGAACCAAAGCAUCAUCCGAAGCCUCCCGCUCCAUACAUGGCCAUGCACUUUCAGCACCCAAACUUGGGAAGCCGUUCUACUUGUCCUAUUGACUACCCUGCUUCUCAGAGUUCACAGCAUUCAAAAAGCAUGCCUCUGGGGAGAGCUCUUGCAUCCACAAGACUGGACAGUGUAUCAGACUCACGUUUGUAUGAUAAUUCUCCAUUGAGAAAAAGAAAAACAUACUCCGCUCAAGAUGGACUCGGUAGUUGGGAUAGGCCAGGCUAUGGGAUGGAUACAUAUGGCUAUCGUCAGACUUACUCUUUACCCAGCAAUCCCACCCCGCCAUGUUACGAGCAGUUUGCUUUCCAAAGCUUACCUGAGCAACCCGAUCAGCCUUGGCAGAUACCUUACUGUGGAAUGCCUCAAGAUCUUCCAAGGUACCAAGACAGUCGAGAGAAAGUCUACAUCAACCUGUGCAACAUUUUCCCGCCUGAUCUGGUGAGGAUUGUUAUGAAAAGGAAUCCUCACAUGGCAGAUGCUCAGCAGCUUGCUGCAGCCAUUUUAGUGGAGAAGUCUCAGCUAGGUUAUUGAUGACAUGAUAGUGAUGAUGCAUCUUUAUGGUGUCUAUUAGUUCAGUUUCAGCUGUAUCGCUGAGGGAGGUUUGCUACAAUAGCAUUUGUGAUCUCCUUCUCAGCAAGGAGGUUAUAUAGUAAUCCAUAUAUGUGAAAUACUGUGCCAUGGAACCUGUGUGUACAACCCCAGAAGUAACAGGAUUUAUUUUAAAUACUCAGUUUUAUAAAAAAAAAAAAAAUCAUGGCUGGAAUGUCUCUCCAGCUGAAUAUAUUAACAACUAUGAUGUCUCAAGUAAGAAUCCCUAGUGCAUGUGGGUUUUAUAUGCAGCACUUUUUAAUAUUUGUUACAUAUUUAUUAAAUUAUUGGGUGUUUUAUCCUUCAAGUGCAAAGCAUUUUUUUCAAAACAGCAGAAAACUGAAGAGGAUUUUAUGUGCCCAGCCAACUUUUUUUUCAAGUCAAGCUUAUUAGGAUCUAUUUUUUCAUAAUUAAGUUAUUUAAUUUUAUUGUGUGAUUUUUCUUUGUAUAUAAUCAUUUUAUUUAUAGAAAACAACAGUCUUUUACAGCACUGAAUUUUUUUAAUGUAUAAGUUACCAGUUUUUACAUUGAAAUGGGUAACAAUAUAUUAGUACUUUAUAGUAUGGCACUUUUUAAUUUGUUUGGCUAUGGAUUUAAUUUAUUUGUUGAUUACUGUUAAUUUUGGUGUAAGCAGAAGCAAUCAGUAGGAGAGAAACCUGUUUUUAUUUAUUAUGCAGAUGAAAAAAACUUUAUGUGCAGGUUCUGAAAUUAUUGAGCUUAUCCAGUUCCUGACUGUCACAACUUUGACCACAAAUAUAUCCGUUUAGGCAGCAGUCUUGUGCAGCCAAUGUACAUUUCCAUUAAUCAGAAAUGGCAUUGAAAAGUGUAUCCCUUGUUCCUUUACUUAAUGCACAGGUAUUUCAUAAAAUAACUGUUUUUAAAGAAACAAAUUGUGUUCUCAAUGCAAUUUUUGUAUAUAAGAUUGUGUAUUUUCAUGCUAUUUAUUGAGAAGGUUUUAACAUUGUGUUCAGGAUAUGCAACAUCUUAACUGCACUAUAGUAAUGGUAAUUAUAGAUGAAAACAGCACAUUCUUUUUGUGAAAUACUGUAUAGAAUUAGCUUUGUCUGGCCUAUUGCAUUAUAUAGGCCCAAUUCUUGCCAUGAACAACAUAGCUUUAGAAGUAGACACUGUCAUCUCUUCUAGUAUUAGUAUGGGAGAUUUCUGGUUUUAAGUUUUGAACUUUUCUAGCUCUUGUAAAAUGUAAUUUUACAUAAAUAGAAUAACAGUAGAUCUCACAGUGCCUGAUACAGUAAACAUCGUGAUUGACUGCUCAUAUACUAGAAGUCCCUUUAGAGCUUCACACUGUGAUGAUUCCCAAGUUUAUAUAAUUAUUGCUGAUAACUGGGUAGAGGACUGCAACUUGAAGAUGCUGUAGAACCAGAAAGUACCUACGCUGUUGAUACAAAUUGUAUCUUUAACUAUUAGAACUAUUUAAUUUAUAGAUCUAACUUUUAAAAAGAACAUUGAAUUGUGUGAAAGUGAUUUUAGACUUUGGGCAACAUUUUAUCUCUUAUUUUUUAAAAAAAAAAAUUAGUUCAAACCUAAACUUUUUUUGUUUUGUUUUAAUACCCCCUUGACCAUUUAUCAUAAAACUGAGUAGCUAAAAAUAAUGAUAAAAUGCUGCCUAAAAAGAUGUCCAAGCACCUUUUGAAUACAUUUUCACUACUUACGCAACACCAUGUGUUGUAAGAAGUAGGAUGUUGAUACACAGUAAAUGCUUCUGCAAAGCAUUAUACUUUUAGAGGUAUCCAGUAAUCUGAACCAUGUUCAGCAACUUUAAUUCAGGAAUUAUUCUUCUACAGUGUUCACUAUUGUAUAAUCAAAGAGGAUAUCGCUUCUGUUAGGUUCAACUUAUAUUUUGUCCAUGUCUCCUGAAGAAAAACCUCUUUCAAUAUUUCUUUAUUUUGUCGUCAACUUCCUUGUUUUUACAGAAACUUGCUUUUGCAGAAUAUAUUUUGUUGGAGAGAUUGUACAUUUUGCAUGGGUAUGCAGAUCCUCUUUCCUAUGAUAUAGAACUGACUUGUUGCAGUGGGCUUAUUAUUCACAUGUAACUUCAAAGAUUUGAUAACAAGUAUUCAUGCAUCCUUAAAAUAUAACUGGAUUGUUGCGGCUGGUGAGGGCGAAAUGCAGAAACAUGACUUCUGGAAUAGAAGCGUUUUAUAUUUAUUUUCAGUUGAUAUAUAUGGAAUCAUACUUAGGAUUGACUGCAGCAUCCUUUCUUGAAAAAAGGAUAUGAUUGUACAUUGGGUGUUAUAGUGUUAAAAUGUGCAAUUGCUGGACCUGGGUAAUGCAGAAUUUAAACGCAUUGAAGAGAAAUGUGCUGGUUUAACUGAAUUUGGAGCUCAUGGCAGCUCUGCUUUGAUACUCCUCUUCAGAGUUGAUAUGGUCCUCUCUAGUUACAAUUAAAAGCAGGUUUCUCCUCCAUCCCACCCCACGCCACAUUAAUGUCUCGGUUGUGUUCCACUGCAAUAACUUAACAUAACUGGCUCUACUGUGUACUGCAUUUUACAGAAAGCGCCAGAGUGUGAAAUAAUCCAUUUUCUGCCCUCAUUCUAUCAUUCUUUAGUAUGAAUACUUGGUUUGGGCUAAGUGUAAUUCUGCCAUCUUAUAAACGGUUGAAUUUGAUUAAGCUCAUUGUUGUUCCUUUUUGUGCUUCACAGGUCUUUAAUAAGCUAUUUGAGUAAAGAGUAUUCUUUUAAGUUCUAACAUUUAGAAAAUCCAGGAAUGUUUGGUUACCUGUUACCUGCAUAUCUUAUGUGGUCAGGGUGUAGAAGCAGGAAAGCCAGAUGAAAAUCCACUGUUAACUACCUAAGGCCUCGUAAGGUCCAAAAAAACUCAAGGAUCAGUCACUCACUCUUAAAUCCGAUCUGCUGAACAGGCUUGCUCUUGCUGGGGGGAAAAAUUGGGAGGCAGAAAUGAAUUAUUCACCUCCCUGAGCUCCUGGAAGAAAGACGGGAUAUCUAACAUUCAACCCAAUGAUUUACUGUUGACAGCUUUAAUCCUUUAGUUCAACUCUUUUUGUCAUGAUACACCAGAUAUUCAGAGGUUGCUGUUAUUGUUCACCUCCUGAAACUGGUUCUUCUAGAAUAUAUUUUAGGUUUUCAGAAAUGCUGUGUUGUGCUGGAAUAAAAAAGAGAGUAAUUAUAGUAAAUCUGAUCUAUUUCGUAUCAAAUGCUUGAUGAAAUUCAGAAAUACACCCACCAACUGUAUGCACUUCCAUUAACAGGAGGAGUAUUUACAUGAUCUCAAAAAGAGUCUUUUCAGUGAGCAAAUUAAAAAAGCAUGCAUGAUUGGUGCAUUCAUGCAUAUCAAUUUUGGAUCCAGGCAAUUAUGAUUGUAAAGUUUAAAUGUAAUUUUAUUGGGUAAAUUUUUAGCUUUGAAUGUUCUACAAUUUACACUUUGUUCCACAAUUACAGAAGUUGUCCUGGACAAAAUGAAAAUAUAACUAUGUUAUUGCUUGGCAGUUAGCUGAUGGAUAUCAAUAAUUGGAACCAUUUCAGUAUGUGUAAUCUACUGAUACAUAGGAGUUCAUAGUGUUAUAUUUUGUACAAAUACCUACAUUUGUACAAAUACUUUUUAAAGAUAAACUGAAGUUUUCAGAGGCUUUGUGUGUGUCACAUUAACAUUUUUGAAACCUCUAAUCUUUUUAAAAUAUGUUUUCUUAGAUAUGAGACACAAAUAUUACUAGUUUUAGGAAAGCAUCAUUGUAUUGUUAUAGCUAACCUUUUAUUCCUAAAUUCCCGGGCGUAUCAAAAAAUAUUUUUUAUGAGAAAACAUAAUUGCAGCCGCUUCUUUGUGCAGCUGCUAUGCAUUAGAAUGUCAUUUUAAAUCUGAUAAUAAUACGGAAAAUAAAACACAAUAUUGAUGCUUCGUGGUAUAGAGAAGGCUUUCCUUUACAUUAUUUCUACUGCCUUGCUGGCAGGAAUUUUUCACUUCAAUGCAGAGGGUUUCUCUCCUUUUACAAUUUUAAACUACAACAGCAGCAAUCUGCAAAUGACCCAUUCAAUACUCCCCAGUCUUUAGCUACUUUCUUAGUUGAAAGAAUGGUGUGAUCUUACCCAAAAUAUACCAGGUUCUUGAAAUAGAGGUGGGUAGAGUUGGAGCUCUAAAAAACAAGGGGGAGGCGGAAUAACAGAAUGAUUGUGAAAAACCUCAGCAAUAACAAAACCAAGAUGUUUAUCAUGGUUGCUUCUAUUCUUAAUGAGGUUUACAAAGAUUUGGGUAGACAAACCCAUAGCUUUAUUUCAUAACCUUUUUCAAGCUGUCUAAAUUCUCUGCUCUUUCUUCCCCUCAAACUGUUCAAUUUGGGCGUAGUCAUUAUAGAUCCAUUUAAAGCUAUGGGACUGAAAUUAGUAUCUGCAGGAUUGAAGUCCUAGUGAUUUUGCUGUAUCCGCUUUCGAUUUUAGAAAUAUUAGUAGUUUCUGUAGUAUCCAUGAAUACUGUCCAUUAUGGUACUGUCAGCAAAUCAGCAAUAAAACUUAAAUAUUCCUUAGCUUUGGAUGUUGUGUCCAUUAUAUGCUAAGUAUACAUUAAAAUGGAACAAUAUUAAAUGUUGUGAUCUAUGCCUUUUUAUUCUAAUCUCACUCUGCCCUUUUCUUCCUUUCUCUCGUGUGUAUGUGUAUUUUCAGGUUUUAUUCCUUUAAUAUUAUCCCCUCACUUGCCUAUCUUCUAUCUAGUUUAACCAGUGGUGGGUUGCUACCGGUUCGCCCUGGAUCGGGCGAACUGGUAGUGAUGGCAGGAGGCUCCGCCCACCCACCCGGACAUCUCUGCACAUGCGCAGAAGCAUCUCAAGUGCAUGCAUGUCCACGAGCAAACCAGUAGCAACGGGAUUUGAAACCCACUACUGGGUUUAACUUACUUCUCACAACAAAUCCACUUUCUACUUGCCUCCUCUAAGAGCUACUCAAAUUAUUUACUUCCAUUCUGUGCCUACCCUUUUCUUGUGAUACACACCCAAAUAGCUUGUAACACCUAUAUGCAAAUACCACGUUUUAGCAGAGAAAAUAGAGUCUGGCCUUUUAAAAAAUAUUCAGUAGUAUUUGUGGAUAUAUUUCCUAAUAUUGAAAUGUUAAAUAUACCGCUAAUUCAUAUCUGUUGACAUGUCUUGAUAAAAUAAUAAAGAAAACCAGUUAUUUUGUUAUUUGUGCCUGGAAAAUUUAAUUCUUAAAGCAUAAAUUAGUAAAAUUGAAACUUAAAAUAAGGUUGAUACAUUCAAGAUCCAAGUUCAAGGCAGAUUGAUAUGCAUUAUAGAGUCAAGCUGUAGGUGGUAUUGUAUUUAACCAUUGAACAAACCUUUAAAGCUUACACUUGAUGAUAAAAUGGUCCAUAUUUCUGUAAUUUGUGGCUAUCUACAUCUUAUUUCAGUAUAUAUUUCAGCAUAGUUGAAACUGUGAUGAAUUCUAUAUGUGCAGAAAUGAGAGUUUAGAUGCUUAAAUGGUGCUAAUACUAAAUAGCAUUAUACAUUAUCAAUUUGAUAUUUUUUUUUAAAUGCCCAUUAAGUUAGUUAAGAUCUGUGUGUGUCCCAAAGGUGCUUUUUCAAGAGGCAAUUGGACUUUCUUUGUUUUUGCUGUAAGACGUUUCGCUUCUCAUGCAACAAGCUUCUUCAAGUCCAGUUGCCUCUUGAAAAAGCCCCUUUGGGACAACCGUGACCUGGAUGACUGAAACAUUGUUCUGUGUGUGAGAACUUCAGUUUUGCCGCUGUGGGUAUUGUCUUAAUUAGGCGUCCCAUUAUUGCAUGUUAUGCUAUUGCCAAAUGCUACAUUUUGGGAAACCUGUUCGCCACUGAUACUAUUAUCUAGUAACUUGUCCUCUUUCACUCUGGCAAAAUUUAUGCUAGAGCCAAAGAGAAAGUAUGGUAAGAGGAGGUCAUAGCUGCUGCUCUUGUGUUUCCAAGCAGUCCAUGUAGAAAACUACACAUCCAGCGAUGCCAGUACAUAUGUACCAACCUAUUACUUUCAAUCAAAGGGAGUUUCAUACACACAAUAAAAUUCAUAUAACUGCCUUCACCUUCAUCAGACAUUCAUUAAAUAAAUGGAGUAUCCUAUGCAAGCAGGGAUUUAUAUGGACUGUAGCAUAGUUUUAGAGAAUGCCUAAAUGCACACAUUAAUAUUAAUAGUGUACCUAAAACUACAUAAUUGCAUCAUUGACUAUUAAGACCUUUUAAUGAUCCUCAGCGCUCACCAUACAUUUCUAGCUGCAAGAGAAUUUUUUUAAAAAAAUUAAAUAACAAUACCCACUUUCAGAAUUAUUUGUAGGAAAGAUAACAGAAUAACAGAGUUAGAAGGGACCUUGGAGGUCUUCUAGUCCAAACCCCUGCUGAAGCAGGAGACACUAUACCCAUGAUGGUGAACCUGUGGCACGUGUGCCAGAAGUGACACACAGCCUGUCUGUAGGUAGGCAUGCCGUUGCCAGCUGCUCUUCUGGUUUCUGUUGCGUGCAUGCACACUGGCCAGCUGGUCUUUGCAUCUGCCAGAGCACCAGAAACCUGAAGACCAUGUGGUCUUCGGGCUUCCGGUACCCGCACGCGUUCCAGUUUGGGCACUUGGUGCCAAAAAGGUUCACCAUCACUGCACUAUACCAUUUCAGACAAAUGACUGUACAAUCUUUUCUUAAAAGCCUCCAGUGUUGAAGCACCCACAACCUCUGGUGAAAGAGGAAUCUGGAAAAAUGUUCAUCUUUUCAUUGAUUAUAUUUUUUCCGUGAUGGGAUUAUCCACAUCCAGUAACCAGUAUUUGGCCUUAUGAAAAAGGAGGUACGCAUGAAUUCUGCUUUGAGAUAAAAGUUUUAAAGGCCUAGAAGAACCAUCACCACCAUCUCUUUCACAAGAAAAGGACUGAGAAAAAAUGGGUGGUCCUUAUGUCAAGUUAUUGGGUUACAAAAUGGCGGACCUGUGGAAAGUAGAAACACAGACAAGUCACUUUUGAGGUCACACUAACAUGUAUUAGUGGAAUACAGGAUUUGUUUAUCAGUGCACAUCAGGAGACAAGAUAUUUUCAGGGUAUUUCAGUCAUAUUUAUAUAUAUAUCAUCUAUUUUCUAACUGCCCAUCUCACAGAGGCGCUCUGUUACUGAAUUCAUAAAUAUAAGAAAGCGAAAGCAUCAGUAAAAGUUCAACUGAGAACUGUUUAUUUAUACAUCACAUUCAUACACUGCCCAUCUACCUCAUAGAGUGACUGGGCAGUAUAAAUAGGCAUGAAAACCAAACAAUAUAUACAGUAGAUAUUACAAUAAAAAGCAGUUAAAAACAAGAAUAAAAUAAUUAAAAGGCGGAGGAUGAGCUUCAGGGUGCUAACCAAAGCAAGUUGGCAGAGCCAGGUUUUCAGACAUGCCUGAAAGGCCAGGAGAGUUUGGUCUCAACGCUGAGGGGAGUAUGUUCCGAAGGGUGGGAAAAUGGCAGAGAAGGCUCUCUUCCCGGGCCCCACCAGUCAAGCUUCUUUAACGGACGUGGUCCACUGCAUAUCUUCCUUGCCUUGCUGAAUUUUUGAAUAUGUGAAUGUCAAAUCCUUGUUUUCUUGGACAAUUUUUCUUAAAAUGUUUGUUUUAUUUUUAAUAUUUUCAAUAUAGAGGUGCAGAGUAUAUAACAGUAUAUUGUUACCUGGUUGUGGCUUGAAAUCAACUGAGAUGAAUGGCUGUAUCCAUAUGGAAAACUGAAGGUGUCAAACCUGAUCUCCCAGUAGCCUUCUGGGACUUUGUAUCCUGGCUUAUUUUUUUUUACUUUGGGGUUAAGACCCACUGCACCCACCUAUGUUUCAGGGAUUCUUAAUCAGGGAUUCACCCCCAUUUCUCUAGUGUGUUGAGUCAUGCCAGGCAGACCAUAAAAUGAUGCUGAUUUGCUACAAAUGGCUCAAUAUUUUGCCCUAAAUAAUGCAAAAAAUAAUAAUAAUAAAACUCUAGGGAAAACUUGGCAUAUCCAUACUCAGCCAGAUGGAUAGCUAAAAGACUGAAGUUACACAAAUUCCUAAUUUGUACAGAAAAAAAUAAUAUGACCCUUGUGCAAUAAAGAGAAAUAAGAAUAUAACAA